Molecule: messenger RNA, 498 nt
Organism: Linum trigynum
Lineage: Eukaryota; Viridiplantae; Streptophyta; Magnoliopsida; Malpighiales; Linaceae
Source: the annotation of a GenBank genome assembly
AUGUCGAGGUCAAGAAAUACCCAAACCGAAAACAGGGGUAGGAAAGAAACUACUCCUCUCCCGCCAUCCUCUUGGCAACCAACCAAGACUCGCCUACUGCCGUCGUUUCAGAAGAAGAAUCACAUCGGGAUGCAGAACAACAAGGAUCCAGCGUGCUGGUGGGAUGUUGCAAUUGAUCCUGAACAGACGACAAUAUCUCUUCUCGCAUGCGAAACUGGUCAAUUGCUAAGCGCCGCCGCCCCUUUCGCAUGCGCCGUGGGCAUGGUAGAAUCAAAGCUCUACGCUUUUGGCCGUCAGCAGAAUUCCCUAAGGCCAGAGACUUGUUCUUCUGUGAUCUCAGCGGCGCUCCUCAUCCUCAUCACAAUCUCAACAAUCGGCGGCUACCCUGCUGCGAUUUCACACCGAAUUAAGCCAGCUCCGGUCCUCAUUCCUUACCAGAACAAGAAGAUCUUUGUGAUUCCAACUUGUGCGGAUGUAUCAUAUCAUUAUGGAUGGUAA